Messenger RNA from Dunckerocampus dactyliophorus (ringed pipefish), 3717 nucleotides. It is a transcript of the gene npy4r, whose product is annotated as neuropeptide Y receptor Y4. Bases 231 to 1523 code for a protein of 430 amino acids. Lineage: Eukaryota; Metazoa; Chordata; Actinopteri; Syngnathiformes; Syngnathidae. Gene Ontology annotation, cellular component: neuron projection; plasma membrane. The transcript is spliced from 2 exons. Gene Ontology annotation, molecular function: neuropeptide binding; neuropeptide Y receptor activity. Gene Ontology annotation, biological process: G protein-coupled receptor signaling pathway. The record is from RefSeq and is a predicted model, not a curated record.
CUAGGCAACCCUGAGGGCUCUAUCAGCCCAAUAAUAGCCAAACUCCUCUGCCCACUGCCUCUCACUGAAGCAUCAGGCUCCCCAGGAUGCUCAGCUCCUUCUUCAGCUCUAGAUUCAGCUGUGGAUUCUCGCCUGCUUGGAGCAUCAAAUCCCCCAUAUGCAGACAUCUCGCUAAGGGCUGAGAUGGAUGGUUUCAUCCUGAGGGCCGGUGACCCUUAAGUGCUGGUGAGAUGUCCUUCAGUGGCAACGCGAGCCAACUCUCCCCAUCUACAACGUCUCCACCUCCACCAGUCAACCGCACGACUUCUUCGCAGUUGCCGUCUUGGGAGGAGGGACACUCUUUGCGAGACUGGGCAUCAAAUGAGACUCUGCUCUCAGACCUAUCUGUUCUGGGACAUGACGAACAAUGCAACACAUCUCCUUUGCUCACGGCAUCUCUGGUGGUGUGGUACAGCGUUACAAUGGUCCUGGGCCUGGUGGGCAACAUCGGUCUUAUCUGCAUAAUUACACGGCGCAGGGAAAAAGCCAAUGUCACCAGCAUUUUCAUUUGUAAUCUGUCAUUCUCUGACAUUCUGGUGUGUGUGUUCUGCCUCCCUUUCACGCUCAUAUACACACUGAUGGACCACUGGGUGUUUGGGUCACUGCUAUGCCGCCUGGUGCCGUUCAUUCAGUGUGUGUCUGUGACGGUCUCCAUACUGUCUCUGGUUUUUAUCGCUCUGGAGCGACAUCAACUCAUUAUUAACCCAGCUGGCUGGAAACCCAGCAUUCCUCAAGCCUACAUAGCUGUUGUUGUCAUCUGGAUCCUGGCAUGCUUCACCUCCUCACCUUUCUUGGCCUUUCAACUGCUCACAAAUGAGCCGUACACCAACAUGAUCCUAACCGAGCCGGCACUUUAUCGUGAAACACCACACGCCUCGCCUGCUAACUCAUCUGUGCUUCAAAAUUCACAAUACUUUCCCAAACUUUAUGCGUCCCUGCAUAUGGAGGCGUGUAUGGAGCGCUGGCCAUCCCAGCAUGACAGGCUGACCUACACCACAUGGCUGCUCUUGUUCCAAUAUUGUGGCCCUUUAAUUCUUGUUCUGCUUUGUUACGUUCGAGUGUUUGUGCGCCUGCGUCACCGCAAAGAUAUGCUGGACCGCGCCAGGACGCCUGAGAGCCAACGCAUGGCCCACAGCCGCCGAAUCAACAUCAUGCUCGUGGCCCUGAUAACGGCUUUCGCCCUGUGCUGGCUCCCGCUCACCAUUUUCAACGCCGUAUCCGACUGGAACCAGGAUGCCCUGCCUAUCUGCCACCAUAACCUGCUCUUCUCCCUCUGCCACCUCCUGGCAAUGUCCUCCACCUGCAUCAACCCCAUCAUCUACGGCUUUCUCAACUCCAACUUUAGGCAGGAGGUCAAAGAGGUGCUCCAAUACUGCAGGUGUCGCCCCGUAGAGGAGGAAAGCGAGCGCCUCCCCAUGUCCACGGUGCACAUGGAGAUGUCUCGCACCUCAGCGCCGCUCACCUGCAGGAGUAACUCUAUUUAACAGACACUAAAAUAACAGCUAACAUCUCCCUUUCCACCUUUAAUAGGCAUUGAACCGUUUUCAUAAUGACUGAUGAUGAAACCUUUUUGUGUGUGUGUAGUGCUGUGUGGGUUUUAUCUUGCUCUCUAGCAGUGUUGCCUUAGUUUGCUUAACUAAAUGUCUAGCUUUAAUUAUGUAAAAAAUGCAAUGCUGUGGCUUUGAUGGUAAGCAGUUUUAAACCUGAAAAAAGAAGCUCUUUAUGCAUUAUUUAAGCCAGUGGUCCCCAACCUUUUUUGACCCACGGACCAGCUUGUGUUCCCACAAAUGUACCGCGGACCGGGGGCGGAGGGUGGAGGGGUAGGCGUUCGUACAUUAUAGCGAUCUAAUUGAUCUUAUUUAUUAUGUAUUGUGUAAAACUAAGACAUGAAUAACAUCAAAUUAAAAGCACAAAAUGAAUGGCAACCCACCAUCCACCUGUUCAAGUUCCAGCCAAGUUCUUCCAGAGAGAUUAUUACAUCACUGUUUGACAUGUGUGAUAAAAGGCAGUGCGCUAGCAUGAAUUAACUUGAGACAAAUGUGCACAUUAGCACUGAAUAAGUCAUCAAAACUUACCUUUAUGCAUUCCCACAUACACAUAGUAUCAGCAUUUGACACCAAGUAUGAGGUGAAAGAAAAACGGUAAAAAUACAGUAGUAGUCUAUCUGUGCAGCAUGAGAUAAAGUUAGCACCCCGCACAUCAGGGGUCACCAACGUGGUGCCCGCGGGCACCAGGUAGCCCCCCACGACCACAUGAGGUGCCCGCAAGCCUGCUUUUCAUUCAGGUUUUCAGUUAAUAAUGAAAGAACACUAGAAAAAAAUGCAUUCUGAAAUACAAAAUGUGAGUUGUGGACACCAGCAUUUUGUUAAUGUUCUGGUAAAACAAGCAUAUUCGCUUUGUUUGGGUUUAAAAUAAGCUCUGAAAAUAAAAUACAAAAAUGAGUAGCUCUUGGCCAUUUUCAUUUUGUAAAAGUAGCUCUCACAAGGAAAAACGUUGGUGACCCCCGCCGCACAUGGACAUGUGUCAAGUGAGACGGAUGUAACAGAGAGAAUCCGGCCACUUUUCAAAAUAAAACAUCCCAAAAAUAAAAAAGAAAUAAUGGAAAUUAUUUCUUCUUUCUGUGCGUCCCGGGACCGGGCCGCGGCCCUGGGGUUGGGGACCACUGAUUUAAGCUAUAUUUAUUUAAGAAUGUUGCGUGUUAAGAAUUUAUGCAAGAAGGCAUGUGUUCAAUAGUGUCGUAUUGGAUAUAAAAGUGUGUUUUUGUCAUCAAAAGCAACACAGAAAAAAGGUAUGUGAACUAUAGUAUGUUUAAUUACUUGUGCUGUGAAAUUUGGUGUUUUUGACACCAUAGAAAAGCUGUUUUGUGGUAUUGUCAUGAAAAUGUGUUUUCAAUGUUGAAUGCUAAGCUUGCUGAAGCAGGGUUUAAUAUAAAUGAAUAAAUAUCAUAUGGAUUUAGAAUUGAUUGCUCUACCAUUUCUAUACAUGCAUGGGCAAUUUUAUGGUGCCCUAUUAGCGGAAAGUUCGUAUUCACAAACACAUAAUUAUUCUGUCCAUGUUAACCAUAAAAAAUUAGUAUGUUGGCUGCACGUAAACAUGGUUAAAUCUUGACUGCGUUAUGAUAAACAUGUUAGAUAUAGGGUUGUUGUUGAAGUUGUUGAAAAAUCAGCCUCCAGUGACACUGAACGGCACAAGCAGUAUAGUAUACAGUAGUAAUUCAUGAAAAUAAAAUACAAUACUUUUAUACUUUUUUGCAAUAACCUUUUUUAUAAUUAAAUUUAAACUAUGGCUAUUAUUACUGAUGUUUUCCUGCACCAUGGGAGAGGGCCAACAUAUUACUGUCAUUUCGACACCACUGCAACCUUACAUCUCUGAAAACUGAGUAUUAUUAUCUCGAGCUAUACAUAACCCAUCUUGUAUUGAAUCAAAUUACAUUGUAUAAUUACAUUGUGUAACUGACACUGCGUGUUGUUAUUGAUGUUGGAUGUGUAUGUGAAAAACAAAAACAAAAACGUGUGGAGUGAUGUAACCAUACUGGCCUUUAACAGGUUAAAAUCCGACAAAUAUAAUUAAUAUUUUAUAUGUAUAUUUCAAGCUGAAGUAAUUUUAAAGGACUGACUCAUCUAAAGGAGAAAAAAAUCAGACUAUGUCAUAUUCUAUAGCAGUUUUUGUGAAGCUGAC